AUUCUAUCAACUACGUUGUCAUGUAACCACUAAUAGAAGUGACGACUAUCGGCUAUACCAAAAUGAUAUUAUGAGGCUACCUGCUGCUCAUAGUAACAAACUAAUAUCACACGGAGCGCAUCCCAAUCAUGACUCACUUAAGCCAAUAGACAAAUUGCAAAUUGACUGAUAGAAUUUAGUCUUCCAUGAGAAUCAAACAGCAAGAAUUUGGUUACUCCUAAGUGACUAUUUUGUUUAGAUCUGUCAAUAUCUUAAUAGUAUGUACACUUUCAUGCUAUUUUAUCUAAGGAAUACUUGCCUUCUGUUGAUUUGAAAAAAACCCGGUUCUAUCGUAUGUGUAAGAAGAUUUUUAAAGAGUAAUUCAAUUCAGUAAAAAAUAUGUAGUUGAUAUCACAAAGUGAGUUUUACUUUUAAAAGCUAGAAUAGCUAAAACAACUUUUAUGCUAUUGUAUUAGUUAUUUCUAAGUCGUACAUUUACGACUACCCAGAAGCGUACAUUUUAGUAGCAUUAGAUGUGUCGAGAGCCAUGUAUAUUUAAAAGGUCCAAAAUUUGCGUUUAUUUCUAUUGUUGACUAUAAUACACAACAGUUGAGUUUCGGGUAUCAAUUGGAUUUCUUAAAGUCUUCAGUUAUAAGUACUAGCAAGAAUAAACUGAAUAAAUAGAACUCCAUGUGAAGUUCAACAAAUUCAUCUUCCUAAGCAAACAAUUUUUAUCUCAUUUAUUUCGUCUAUUUUAUUUAUUUUUGAGUACAGUUUCUAACGUAUAAAGCUAUUCAAUAUACAGAGAAUAAGAAUAAAUUUGAAUUUAGAACGGUUAUACACAAUAUGACAUUUCAGUAUGAAAUCAAACAGUAACAAAGCAUUACAAAUAUAGUAUUCAUAUUACCAGGCUGGGUAACCUUCUCAUUCUACUAUGAAAUCAUCAAUCAUGUACUUUGAAUAUAGAAAUAAAGAUGGUUAUAUUUCAAGAACAGAAUUAUUCACAAAGGUUGGCACUAAAUCUCUAGAUCGACAGAAAGUUCAUGAACUAAUUAAAUUGUUUGAUAUCAAUGGUGAUGGUUUGAUAAGUUUUGGCGAAUAUAAAUUGAUAUUGGGAUUGACAGGUCAAUCAAUCGAUGGUUGGAAACGUUUAUUUCGAAAAUUGGAUAAAGAUGGUUCAGGUACUUUGGAUUUUCAUGAAAUCUGUUCACUAUUUGGUGGGGAUAAUUCUUCUGAAGUGAGAAAAUCUGUUCGAAAUUACAUGAAACGAUAUGAUACUGAUCGAGAUGGACGACUUAAUAUUAGAGAAUUUUUAACAUUUGUUGCUGAACAAGCUGAACAUAGUGCAGUAUAA
This is a messenger RNA of Schistosoma curassoni, 1333 nucleotides long. The record is from the annotation of a GenBank genome assembly. NCBI's taxonomy places the organism in Eukaryota, Metazoa, Platyhelminthes, Trematoda, Strigeidida, Schistosomatidae.